Monodelphis domestica (gray short-tailed opossum) is the source of this 1069-nucleotide messenger RNA. The record is from RefSeq and is a predicted model, not a curated record. Lineage: Eukaryota; Metazoa; Chordata; Mammalia; Didelphimorphia; Didelphidae.
AGCCGCCGACCCUUUGAGCGGAGACUAUGGAGGUACAGGAGGAGGACCCAAAGGGAGAGGAGGAGGAGGAGGAGAAGUCUGAGAAGAUUGCUUCAUGGUUGAAAAAGAUUUUUGGUGAUCAGCCCAUUCCGAAAUAUGAAAUGAAUCCACGGACCACAGAUAUCUUGUAUCAUCAUUCAGAAUGUAACAGAGUACGAGACAGGGAUACCUCCUUGGUAAUAGAAGACUUGAAACAGAAGGCAAGAGAAUAUGAAUCAGAAGCCAGAUAUCUCCAAGAUCUUCUCUUGGAAAGUGUCAAUCUGUCCUUCACCAGUCUCUCUAGUAUCAGAAGCAGCUAUCUUAAUGCUUUGGUUGACAUUGCACGAGUGCUUGAAACAAAGGAUACCUCCCUAGCUAGUUUUAUCCCUGCAGUGAACAGUUUGACUGCUGAUCUUUUUCGUACCAAGAGCAGAAAUGAAGAAAUGGAGCAUGAAUUAAGCAAACUGGGAAAAAAUCUAACUGCAACUCUAAUGCUAGAAAAAUGUCUAAGAGAGGACCUCAAGAAGGCAGAGCUGCAUCUUUCCAUGGAAAAAGCCAAAGUUGAUAGUCGAAUUUCAAAUAUGGAUUUUCUAAAAGCCAAAUCUGAUGACCUCAGAUUAAGAAUCAAGAUUGCAGAGGAGCAACUUUCAGCUCGAGGGAUGGAUGCUUCUCUCUCUCCAUUAUUGACACUUUCAGAGAAACUGGCUGAACUCAAACAACAGACUGCACCUUUGAAGAAGAGAUUGGAAUCUUAUUUAGACUUAAUGCCGAAUCCUUCUCUUGCUCAAGUGAAAAUUGAAGAAGCCAAGCGAGAACUGAAUUCUGAGGAUGCUGAGCUCAAAAUGAAGGUGGACAUGAUGGAAUUGUUACCAGAUCAAAGUAAGCGUCGAUUUACCUAAUAAGUGAAGUGAAUGGAAAAGGACUUUAAAAUUUUGAGUGUAUUUUUUGUCUGCCUUCCCUAAUACCUUAUUCCUAUGUUCUUUGCAUGAAAUGAUAGUAUCCUUAUUUAUUUUUAAAAAAAAUCCCAAUAUGUAUUGCCUUUUUGUAUCCA